CGCGUGAUCGUGCUUCCUCGUCCAUGCAGCCGGCGGCCAUAUUUAAGGGCGCAGCAUCAGCGGGGGCGGGCUGCAUUCCACCAGCAGCUCCCCCCGUAAGUGCUCGUCGGAUCACCGCCCUGCCAUGGUCAACUUCACCAUCCUCGCCGGAGGCUACACGACCUUCGUCGCGUCCUACCUGUUCAACUCGGACACGAACGCGCUCUCGCUGCUGAACCAGUCGCCGACGGGUGCGAACCCCUCGUGGAUCGCGCACCACCCGACGAACAAGAGCAUUCUUUAUGCUGUGAAUGAGAACCCGUCCGGCGGCCUGCAGUCGUUCCUCAUCGGAAAGGACGGCCUCCUCUCGAGCCCGAUAGACUCCAUCAGCUCGGGAGGUGAUAGCCCUGCAUUCACCACCCCUCUGUCGACUGGGCAGGUGGCCAUCAUGAACUACAACUCUGGGAACGGGUUCGUCGUACCCACGGAGAAGGGCAACGCCCUGGAAUUUACGUCCGACCACCCGCUGAUCACUUUCAACGCGCCGGUUUCCCACCCGCACAUGGCGCUGGAGCACGGCUCCGAGGUGUUCGUGCCGGACUUGGGCGCGGACAAAAUCUGGCGUCUCGUCCAGAACGGCGCCCCCGGUAACUUCAAGAUCCAGGGCCAAAUUGACCAGCCCAAGGGCAGCGGCCCGCGGCACAUCGCUACCCGGGGCAACACGCUCUUUGCGUUGCACGAGCUCUCAAGCACGCUCACGCAGCAGCUGAUCCCGCCCGCGCCAAACGGCACCACGCCGCUCAUCGCGAACUUCUCCAUCUUGCCCCCCGGCCUCCCGCAGGGCGCCGCGAUGGCCGCGGGCGAGAUCCUCCUCGCCGAGCCGUCUCUGCACUUCCCGGAGCCGUUCCUCUACGUCUCGAACCGGAACACGGGCGUGCAGGACCCGCGCGGCGACGCGAUCGCGAUCUUCCGCAUCGAGCCCAAGCUGUCGCUCGUCGGCUUCGUGUACACUGGGCUCGACCAGAUUCGCGGCAUGCAGCUGGGCGGUCCCGAGAACGAGUUCCUGAUCGCGGGCGGGGUGGCUGGGGAGGCGGGAGUCAUCAUGCUCAAGCGCACGCAAGGGGGGAAGAACAUGACGCUGCUGACGAGGAACCUCGAGCUGCCGACGAGGACGAGCUUCGUCUGGCUCAACUAGGGAGCUUAGAACGACUCGAUGCACAUAAUAAUAUACCUGGCUUGAGGAAAGACUUCCAUGGGUACCGAUGUUAGCGUUGAG
Molecule: messenger RNA, 1255 nt
Organism: Trametes versicolor FP-101664 SS1
Lineage: Eukaryota; Fungi; Basidiomycota; Agaricomycetes; Polyporales; Polyporaceae
Product: putative isomerase YbhE
Exons: 5
Coding region: 125-1174 (349 amino acids)
Molecular function (GO): protein binding; 6-phosphogluconolactonase activity
Source: RefSeq, a predicted model, not a curated record